GGAGACCACUGCCUCUAAAAUGAGUCUCUCUGGGGAGAGAGAGGGGGGGACCACUGCCUCUAAAAUGAGUCUCUCUGGGGAGAGAGAGGAGGGGACCACUGCCUCUAAAAUGACUCAAGACACCAGUUCUAAGAGUGUCCAGAAGCCCAGAGCAGUGUCACCUACAACCAGCCUGCUAUCAAUGAAGAGUGAUCAGCCACCUGCUUUCAGCCAGGAACCAUUACCAGAUGACAAUAAGGAAGUGGAGAGUUUGGACAGUGUGGAUGUAUUAAAGAUCACACACAACCUUCUGGACAGAAGAAGUCAAACUCUGCUGACAGUCCAACAAGACAUUAAGGCUAAACUGAAACACAAGUAUCAACACAUAUCUGAAGGAAUUGGACUCCAUGGAAACCAAAGUCUGUUAAAGGACAUCUACACAGAGCUCUACAUCACAGAGGGUGGAAGUGGAGGGCUCAAUAAUGAACAUGAGGUUAGACAGAUAGAGAUGGCAUCCAAAAAACAAACCACACAAGAGACAUCAAUCAAAUGCAACGACAUCUUCAAGACGUUACCUGUACAAGACAAACCUAUCAGAACUGUGCUGACCAAAGGAAUCGCAGGCAUUGGAAAAACAGUCUCUGUGCAGAAGGUCAUCCUUGACUGGGCAGAGGGAAAAGCAAAUCAGGACGUUCUUUUCAUGUUUCCUCUUCCUUUCCGUGAUCUGAACCUGAAAAAGGACCAAUACAGUCUGAUGCAACUUCUUUCACACUACUUCCCAGAGCUGAAAGAGAUUGACAGCAUUGAAGAUGGUGAAACCAAAACUGUUUUCAUUUUUGAUGGUCUGGAUGAGUGUCGACUUCCUCUAGACUUCAAAAACAAUGAGAAGUGCUGUGAUGUCACGAAGCCAACCUCAGUGGACGUGCUGCUGACAAACCUCAUCAAGGGGAAUCUGCUUCCCUCUGCUCUCCUCUGGAUAACCACACGGCCUGCAGCAGCCAAUCAGAUCUCUCCUGAGUGUGUUGACCAGGUGACAGAGGUACGAGGGUUCAAUGAUCCACAGAAGGAGGAGUACUUCAGGAAGAAAAUCACAGAUCAGAAUCUGACCAAUGAAAUCAUCAAACACAUGAAGACAUCAAGGAGCCUCCACAUCAUGUGCCACAUGCCAGUGUUCUGUUGGAUAUCAGCCACUGUCCUUGAGAUGAUGCUGAACGAGGCAGAGAAGGAUGAAGUCCCCAAAACUCUGACACAGAUGUACUCACACUUCAUGCUCAUCCAAAUCAUUGUGAAGAACAGGAAGUACAACAAAGCCACAGAGACAAGCCCAAAGGAACUGUCUCAGUCAGACAAAGAGAUGAUCCUGAAACUGGCAAAGCUGGCUUUCCAACAGCUGCAGAAGGGCAACCUGAUCUUCUAUGAGGAGGACCUGAGAGAGUGUGGCCUUGACGUCACAGAGGCAUCAGAGUACUCAGCAUUGUGUACAGAGAUCUUUAAAGAAGAAUCUGGGCUGUACCAAGACAAGGUCUACAGCUUUGUGCAUCUGAGCAUUCAGGAGUUUCUAGCAGCAGUGCAUGCUUUAGAAUCAUGUCUGGGCAAGAAGGAAAAUGUUUUCUCCCCUACUAGUGAUGGUGAAGAGAAGGAGUCAAUCCAGUUGUCUGACUUACACAGGAGAGCAGUGGACCAGGCUUUGAAGAGUAAGAAUGGACACCUGGACCUGUUCCUCCGCUUCCUUCUGGGUCUCUCACUGGAGUCCAAUCAGAAUCUGUUACGAGGCCUUCUGACACAGACAGGAAGUACCACACGGAGCAAUAAGAAAACAGUUGAGAGAACAGUCAGGUACCUUUCAGACAUCAUCGAGGAGGAAUCCUCACCAGAAAGGAUCAUCAACUUGUUCCACUGCCUGAAUGAACUUGGUUCCAACUCUCUAGUUGAAGACAUGCAGACCUCCCUACGAUCAGGAACUCUUUCAGAAACAAGACUAAAACCUGACCAAUGUUCAGCCCUGGCCUACCUGUUACUGAUGUCAGAGGAGGUGCUGGAGGAGUUUGACCUGAAGACAUACAACACAACAGAGGAAGGUUAUCAGAGGUUGCUGCCGGUAGUGAGAACCUGCAAGAGAGCACUACUGGAUCACUGUGAACUCACAUAUAAAUCCUGUGAGACUCUGGCCUCAGCUCUGCAGACACCAAACUCCCCCAUGAGAGAACUGGACCUCAGCUUCAAUGACCUGGGAGACAGAGGAGUGGAGCUGCUCUGUUUUGGAGUAACCAGUCCACUCUGCAACAUACAGACACUAGUUCUAGGUCAGUGUGGUCUGACAGAGGGUUGCUGUUCAGAUCUGACCUCAGUCCUGAGUUCACCCAACUCACAACUGAAACAACUGGAGCUGAGAGACAAUAACCUGCAGGACUCAGGAGUUACACUGCUGUCUGCUGGACUGGAGGAUCCAGACUGUAAACUACACACACUGGGUCUUGGUCAGUGUGGUCUGACAGAGGGUUGCUGUUCAGAUCUGGCCUCAGUCCUGAGUUCACCCAACUCACAACUGAAACAACUGGAGCUGAGAGACAAUGACCUGCAGGACUCAGGAGUUACACUGCUGUCUGCUGGACUGGAGGAUCCAGACUGUAAACUACACACACUGGGGCUGUCUGGCUGUCUGGUCACAGAGGAGGGCUGUGCUGCUCUGUCUUCAGCUCUGAGGUCAAACCCCUCCCACCUGAAAGAGCUGGACCUGAGCUACAAUCACCCAGGAGACUCUGCAGGGGGACUGCUUUCAGCUGCUCUGAUGGAUCCCACAUAUAAACUGAUGAAGCUGAAUGUGGAUCAUGGUGGAGAGUGCAGGCUGAUAUCAGGGCUGAGGAAAUAUGCCUGUCAUCUCACCCUGGACCCAAAUACAGCAAACCCACACCUGAUACUGUCUGAGGGGAACAGGAAGGUGACACGGGUGGUGGAGGACCAGCAUUAUGAAGACCAUCCAGACAGAUUUGAUUGUCUUCUCCAAGUUCUCUGCAGAGAAGGCUUAUCUGGGUGUCGGUAUUACUGGGAGGUGGAGAUGGAUGGUACCGGGGCUGUCAUUGGUGUGGUGUACAAAGGAAUGAAGAGGAAGGGAAGGGGGGUUGACAGUGACAUUGGAGGCAAUAAGAAGUCCUGGUGUUUAUACUGCUCUCAUAGUGGUUAUUGCUUUUACCAUCCUGGAGUCUGUUGCAGAUCCAUCCCUGGUCCUGUUUCUAACAGAGUUGGAGUGUAUCUGGACUGGUCAGCUGGUACUUUGUCCUUAUAUAGUGUGUCCUCCUCUGGUACACUGACACACCUUUACACAGAACACACCACAUUCACUGAACCCCUCUAUCCUGGGUUUGGUGUUUCCUCCUCCUCAGUGACCUCAGUGACCCUGCGUCAGAUAGAUGACCAACACACUCAAAGAAAUAGAACUACAGACCAUGGCGGAGAGAGUUGUAUCAAGCCUGGACCUGAGGACACCAGAGACCAUGGUGGAGAGAGUUGUAUCAAGCCUGGACCUGAGGACACCAGAGACCAUGGUGGAGAGAGUUGUAUCAAGCCUGGACCUGAGGACACCAGAGACCAUGGUGGAGAGUGUUGGAUCAAGCCUGGACCUGAGAAAUUGAUUCCUCAGAGCUGUAAGACUUGUGACCAUGUUAAGGACUCCACACACUGGCUUCAGAUUGAACCCUUGACUUCCACUGUCCAGGGAGUGACAAUGUUCAGCCACAGGACACCCAAAGGGAGUUAUGAGUGCACAGUGUCUGGGCUCCGCUGGCUGUGUGAGAGAGAUGUAAUUCUGAAGUAUCACUUCAGGAACUGGGAACCCUACAGUCAACUUCUGAAAGACAUGCAGUACACACAAGGUGGUCCAUUGCUGGACAUCACUAUGGAGUUAGGUGAACUGGAGGAAGUUCAUCUGCCACACUUUGUCUGUUUAGGGACCAACCCUUCCCUGAGGAAUGAGAUGAAGAUUCUUCAUGUAGAGGAACAUGGAGUGUCUUUAGAGGAAGUGCAUGAGGUCACCAGAUUCCAUGCUAAGAUUCUCCAUCCCAAGUUCUCAGCUAUCUCUGUUAUACUGAGCUAUAUCUUUUCUUGGAUCGUAGAUGUCCACUGUGAUGUGGUCCUCUACAUGGCAGUAAAAAAGUCAACAUUAAUUUCAAGGCUGUACCUGCUCCUCAGAAACUCCAGUCAGAAAGAGGCUGUUCGGGAACGGGAGAAAGAUCAGGUGUCCCAAGGAUAUUCAGAAUUUCUCCUGUCAAGUCCAAACGGGCCCUUAAAGAUGAACACUUGGUUUGCACUCAAGAAUCCCCGCUCCACUUCCAUCUAUCCAGAGAAGAUUCAGCUGUUACCUGCAAACACCACACCAAACUGUUGUAAGAUGAUAAUGGGAAACACAGGGGUGGACAUUGAGAUGGAGUUAAUCGGGGAUGAUGAGAGGACAGUAUGGAAAUCAGUGGUAUCAAAAGAUGAAUACAGCAAAGACUCUCAUCCAACACCAUUAACACUCCCUGGGAUUCCUGCUGAGGAGUUUCUUCAGAAACACAGGGCUGAACUCAUUCAGGGAGUCAAAAACCCAAAGCCAAUAGCAGAUGUUCUGCGGUCAAAGUACAUGAUUGGUGAAGAAGAGUACUCCAGAAUAACAGCUGAAACAACUGAACAGGAGCGAAUGAGAGAACUACUGAAUGCAGUCCUCCCUAAAGGACCAGAAGUGAUGGGAGCUUGUCUCAAAGCUCUCAGUGAACAUGAACACCAUCUUGUUAAGUACUUGAGUGAAUCUAGCACCUAAUCUGAAGAUGCUGAGGCCUGUCUCCUAGUCUGUGGACAAAGACACUUCUCCACCUAAUCUGAAGAUGCUGAGGCCUGUCUUCCUAGUCGGUGGACAAAGACCCUAAGUCAAACGGGGCAGCGGAUAUGAGGGUUUAAGUCAGACUGCUCAUAACAGCGCCACCUAUAGGCCAAUCGGCGCCAUUAUUUUUUUAACAAAGUUACUCCAGUUUCUGUGUGCCAAAUUAGAAAAAGAGUAAUCAAUUUAUGCUCGAGUGAAAACAAUCCAAGAAUAACAAUAGGGGUUCUAUUUUAACAAAUAUUUCUACUAUUUUCAGAACCAGAAUUAUGGGCCCAGUAGGUGGCGGUGGUGCUAAGGGGAUGAAUACAUUAUUUGGAGGUGUGAGGAGGACUUGGCCAAUCAACUCAGUUCACUGGCCAAUCAACUCAGUUCACUGGCCAAUCAACUCAGUUCAUGGCUUAAUACUGUAUGCCGUUGUCUCACGUUCUACAGGGCUCCCGAGUGGAGCAGAGGUCUAAGGUGUCACUACAGAACCUGGUUCGAUUCCAGGCUGUAUCACAACCAGGCCGUGAUUGGAUGUUCCAUAGGGUGACGCACAAUUGGCCCGAGUGUCGUCCAGGUUAGGAUUUGGCCGGGUUAGGCCGUCAUAGUAAAAUAAGAAUUUGUUCUUAACUGACUUGCCUAGUUAAAUAAAGGUUCAAUCAAUCAAAUCAAAUAUAAACGGCAUUUGUGUUGUCAUCAACUCCAAUCAAUUCGGCUGGGGGCAUGGAAUAUUCUCAUCCUAGUCCAUACAUUGUGGAUUGAUACUACAGUUUAUUAAAUAUAAUAGGCUACAACACCAGUAAAAAACAACCAUAUUGACAGUCAACAUUGUUGAAAUUUGCUUCAAUGAGUACAGGCCUUUGUCUUUAUGUACCAAGUUUAGUUGUGUUUCCACUUGACACUGCAGAAAUAUGUAUUGUUCAUUUUUAGGUAUUGCUAUUGGUUGGUUCAAGUCACAUGUCAAUAAGGUGUUAUGCCAUUGGUCAUGCUGUCAGAUGGGGGAAGAUAACGGAGGUAAAUGUCUUCCCAGUCUGAUAUUGACAUGCCAACGAAUCUGCAGCCAUCAACGACAACGAGCAUGGUCAUCUGAUGUGCUUCCUGUCUGUGGAGAAUAAAAUACAGAUCAACUGGCA
This is a messenger RNA of Oncorhynchus kisutch (coho salmon), 5946 nucleotides long. Its product is annotated as NACHT, LRR and PYD domains-containing protein 12-like. Gene Ontology annotation, biological process: regulation of apoptotic process. NCBI's taxonomy places the organism in Eukaryota, Metazoa, Chordata, Actinopteri, Salmoniformes, Salmonidae. Bases 20 to 4771 code for a protein of 1583 amino acids. Gene Ontology annotation, molecular function: protein binding. The transcript has 19 exons. The record is from RefSeq and is a predicted model, not a curated record.